AUGGCCGAGCAGCUUCUGGGGCACGUGAAAAGCAUCGAGGAGUUCUUGCAGCAGACCUCCAGCAUGGCACCGGACAUGCAAGAGAAAGUGGCAGCCAACCAGAUGGAGCAGCUGUUGCACAAGCUGAGUCUCAUCAAUGACCUGACCACCGAGCAGGCGACAACAUUGUCUGCAGCCUUGAAAGGUCCUUGCUGGACAGCCACCCAUCGGAGCACAUGGGUCGAGGCAGUGUCGAACAAGAUCGCCCACAAAGGCCGGAGUAAUGGCAGGAAGCCGACCCAGAGCUUGCUCCACUUCGGUGCCUUCCUGACACCGACCGAUGUUGCAGUCUUGGCAGGACAUGGGAACCUGUGUGUGAAGCUCGAAACCAUGGUGACCCGACGCCUGUCGAUCGGCUUGACAAACCCUUCUGAGCAAACAGUCGGGCAUGUUAUUGCAACAGGCAUGCACCAUGGCAUUGCCUGCACCCCGGAAGAUUCGUUCAAUCUGGUCCAAGAGUUCAAGAGGCUCUUGAAAAACAAGAGGAAAUCGGCUCCGUCUUUCACCGAGCACGUGCAGUCCUACCCCAGCGACCCCAGGCAGCUGCCCACGAAGAUUUUCGACUUCGCCUACAGCUCGGAGGAACCGGUGCAGCAAGAUCAAGCACAACUUCCUGCAUCCAGUGCUAGUGGGCAAGUCGUUCUCCGGAGAAGCAGCAAGGUGGUUCGAGACACUUUGCAGGGUAGGCCUGCACAUGUACCUACCAAUGCUUUCGCACCGGAUGCUGCAAAGACCAUGCUCUCCAUGAUGACAACCCUCAUGAAUAUGCAGUCCGGCAUGCAGCAGGGCACAAGGCAGGGCUCGGGCUUGCAAAACUUGAGGAUCUUCGGCCCGAAUGGGUCGAGCGGUUCGCAGGCAUCCAGAAGCCCAGGUAUGCUGCAACAUGAAGAUGCUUUCCAGUCGCCUCCUCGCACAAGUGCAGGCAUGCCUGCAGCAUCCCCCCAGCAGCAGCAGCAGCUGUCCCCACUGCAGCAGCAGCAGCAGCUGUCCCCCCAUGUGCAGCAGCUCUCCCCCGAGCAGCAGGCACAGCAGCAGCAGCAGCAGCAGCAGCAGCAGCUGCAGCAGCAGCUGCAGCAGCUGCAGCUGGCCUUGCCGAGUGGUCAGCAAAGCCCAUCCCUGUCAAGAACUUCACCUACAUUUCAGACACAUUUGCCCAGCAUGGAUGACAAUGACGUCAUGGGGGAAGUGGAGAAGUCGAGCCAGCUCGUGACCGAGGCUUUGGAGAACAAGAAGAUGGAGAACAAGAAGAAGCCAGAUCAAAUUGCGCCCGAAUGGGUGUGGCAAGUGCCGGUGGAGGGCUUCCGUAAAGCUCGCAAAGCAGGGACUACAAUGGUUGAUCUGGCCAAAUUGGGCCGACGAUCAUAUGUCAGUCUCAAUGGCCUUGCGAAUGUAUUGAAAGAGUUGAAAGCCCUGGAUAGACUGCCUGAUGCAUCUUCUCGCGCAAGCAUCAAACGAGCCCGGGAAGACGACUGCAAGGUUAAUACAGCUCUGGGCCCAACCUUUUCUUCCUUGAGCAUCCACAUCGAGGAGCUGGAUGGCCGGACGGGAACAGCAAGUAUUCGAGAGCACAAGCUUCCUUUCAUAUGCUUGCCAGCUGUGCUUUCUCAUGCCAUUGCGACAUCCGAUGGAUUCCGAGAGUUUUUCUUGGACAGGCUCAGGGCAUGCCCCAAUGGGCCCACAAGCCCAUGGAAGAUGAUUGUGUAUGCAGAUGAAAUCACUCCCGGAAAUGCUUUGAAACCACUCAACAGUAGAAAAAUCCAUGCCUUUUAUGUCAGCUUUGCAGAGAUGGGCGCCGAAUUGUCAUCGGAGAGCAUGUGGUUCACUGUCCUGGCAGCUAGAAGUGAACUCGUCAACAAAAUGGAAGGUGGCUUCUCAGAGCUUUUCAAACUCUUCAUGGAAAAACUGUUUGAAGGGCCUUUCAACUUGAAGACGGGAUGCAUGCUGGAUUUUGGCCAAGGGAAGCAACAUUUGUUCUUUGCAUCGCCUGCCAUCUUCGUGGCGGAUGAAUCAUGCAUCAAGUUUGCAUGGGACCUCAAGGGAGCCUCGGGGUCAGUGUGCUGCUUGUUUUGCAGCAACGUCGUUUCCCAGAACAACAGGCUUGAUGUUCAUGAUGCCACGAAUACCUUGGUCACCAUUGCCGAAACCGACAACUCGAAGUGGCGAGCUCGUGGCGACCAAGUGCUGUGGGCCUCGCAUGAUCGUUUGGAGACCAUUGCUGGUCGUGGCAGCAAGACCGAAUUGCAGAGGCUGCAGCAAGCCAUGGGAAUAAACCACAACUAUAAGGGUUUGUUGGGAUCCCGCUUGCUUGCACCCUCCUCAACAACCAUGUAUGACUGGAUGCACUGUUAUUUGGUGAAUGGACUUCUUCAGCUGGAGCUGGGACUCCUGAUGCCAUUGCUUUAUGCUGCUGGACACAGUGUCAAGGAAAUCCUGACCUUCUUCAGCUCCUUCGAGUGGCCUCAUGGACUGCGACCCCAUAAGCGAGAGGUUUUGAAAAUCUUCGAGAAGAAGACAGCACCGGGUGAUUUCAAAUGCUCAGCAUCGCAAGGCCUCAGCAUAUACCCACUCUUGAGGCUUUUCGUGCUUCUCCAUGCCAACUCGCUCACUGGAGCCGCUGUCAGAAUGGCUUGCGAUAGCUUUCUGAAGCUUUGCUUGGUGCUUGAUUCUCUGCUGGAGGGGAACAAGGGCAAGGCAAUCAGCCCACAGGAGCUGCGAUCCCGCAUUGUGGCUCACUCGCAAGCAUUUUUGAAAGUUCACAGCGAAGAUUCAGUGAUUCCGACAUUUCAUUAUUCACUGCAUUUGCCAGGCAUGCUUCAUCAGCAUCAGAGGCUCGUCUCAUGCUUUUGCCAUGAACGGAAACAUAAACAAAUCAAGGCGAUCGCAAACAACCUCCACAAAGUCACGAAGACAUUUGAGUUCACUGUGAUGGAGGAUGUCUUGGGUCGUUCUUUCCUGAGCUUGCAGGAAUAUGAGUUCUGGACAAAGCCUUCCGUCACAAAAGCGAAGCCAGCCUCGGAAGAGCUUGUCGCAGAACUGGUUGCUUCUUUCGGUUUACCACAAGCCAUGGGAUCCUUAGCAGGCCUUGUGGCUGACUUCCAGCCUGGGCAGACGUGCGAGCAAGGUGACACAGUUGUCCUUGGGGAGGUUGUCGCCGAAGUGUGGCUGCAUGUGCAGCUGGCGAACGGUGAGGUGCACUCGCUGGUAUCUGUGUGGGAGCCUCUCGGCCAAAAUCGUUUCAAUGUUCGGGAGCAGCCGACCUGGAUCGCUACAAACACGAUCGACAAGGCUGUGCUGCACCGAAGGUGCAAUGGAGAGGCACUCAUUGUGCCAUGA
This is a messenger RNA of Symbiodinium natans, 3372 nucleotides long. Lineage: Eukaryota; Dinophyceae; Suessiales; Symbiodiniaceae. The record is from the annotation of a GenBank genome assembly.